AGUCCCUCCCCCUGCUCUUUCCUCACACUCCCCUCCUCCCUCCUCCAGCUUCUUCCCGCCCCGGAGCCCAUAGCCGCCCGCGCAGUCUUCUCUCCUCCCGGACGGCGUUGCCGAGCGGGGCGGCCAUGGAGGCAGCGGCGCGGAGGCGGCAGCUCCCGGGAGCCGCGGGCGGCCCCGGCGCCACGUUUGUGCAGGCCAGGCAUGGCUCUGCGAAGGCUGAGGAGACAGACCACACGGCUCCCUUCCACUUUGACCUCUGGUUCUACUUCACACUGCAGAACUGGGUUCUGGACUUUGGCCGCCCCAUUGCCAUGUUGGUGUUCCCACUCCAGUGGUUUCCCCUCAACAAGCCGAGUGUCGGGGACUACUUCCACAUGGCCUACAAUGUCAUCACGCCCUUCCUUCUGCUUAAGCUCAUCGAGCGGUCCUCCCGCACGCUGCCGCGGUCUAUAAUCUACGUCAGUAUCAUCACCUUCAUCAUGGGAGCCAGCAUCCACCUGGUGGGCGACUCCGUCAACCACCGCCUGCUCUUCAGUGGGUAUCAGCACCACCUGUCCGUCAGAGAGAACCCCAUCAUCAAGAAUCUCAAGCCAGAGACGCUGAUCGACUCCUUUGAGCUGCUCUACUACUAUGAUGAGUACCUGGGCCAUUCCAUGUGGUACAUCCCCUUCUUCCUCAUCCUCUUCAUGUACUUCAGUGGCUGUUUUACUACCUCCAAGACUCAGAGCCACAUGCCAAGGUCUGCCCUGCUCCUGGUGGGGCCCAGUGGCCUGUACUACUGGUACCUGGUCACCGAGGGUCAGAUCUUCAUUCUCUUCAUCUUCACCUUCUUCGCCAUGCUGGCUCUCGUCUUCCACCAGAAGCGUAGGCGCCUCUUCCUAGACAGCAAUGGCCUCUUCCUCUUCUAUUCCUUCGCCCUCACCCUCUCCCUGGUGGCGCUGUGGGUUGCCUGGCUGUGGAAUGACCCUGUCCUCCGAAAGAAGUACCCUGGUGUCAUCUAUGUCCCCGAGCCCUGGGCCUUCUACACGCUCCACGUCAGCAGUCAGCACUGAGGCUGCCUGGGAGCAACAGGCCAUGGAUAUUUGUACAUGGGUGCACAUGUGCAUCAUGGGAAUGCGGGCUGUGCACUAUGCCCUGUGCACAGGGAUUGGCAGAGUGCACUGUUGAGAGACUCAGCUGCCUUGGUCAGGGUCUUUUGUUUGUUUUUUUGCUUUGGACUUAAGAUGGAAUUUAGUUUGGGGAAGUAUAUGAAGGCCAAGAUCCUGGCCCCUGCCCUCCCUGUAUUACACUAUUAGAGGUGCCUGAGGAACACUCCUAUCUCCCAGGACCCAGGCUGGCCUUCCGGUGGCCAUGCUGGUGAAGUCUGGGCAGGGCAGAAGCAGAAGACUGCCACCUACCCAGAAGCUGGCUAUCCCUGAAGCCACCUGCCCCUGGACCCUAGGUUUCUAUGUCAGUGUCUAAGCCACAGCUUCUGUUCUUUGAACAGAGCAUUUCCAUCUCUGGGCCUCACUUGUUCUAGAGGGCCCUGUGGUCCCUAAGUGGCUCCAUGGACUGGGGGUUACUGAUUCCGCUGGUGCAGCCUCAGCACGGAAGUCUGUUACUGUGUCCUCACCCUCAGCCUAGUGGGGCACGUUCCUCCCAUUCUUGUCCGGCCUCAGACCCCACUCACAUACUGCUGAGAACCCAGUCUCCAGGCAGCCACAGGCCCAGCUCCAGGUCACUUAGCCAUUGAACUCUGGAAACUGGCCUGGGUUUUGAACUACAUGGAGGAUAGAGUUCUCAAAGCCUAGUUUUAUAGAUUCUGAGACCCGUUGUAAGGGUCUGGGACAUUACAAAUCUGUCUCUCGAGACAUCGCAUCUCAACCUGAAUCCCUCACCACCUGCCUGGUGCCUUUGUUCCCAGCAUGGCGGUUCCUGCCUCGCCCUAGCCCACCUCCUCCCAGGCCUCAGAUACAGGGCUCCAUGGCACAGGAUACCACCACCUCAUUUGGCAGCCAGCACUGGCCUGUGCUGGGAGUCUUGGGGACACUCCUACUGUGCAUUCUUUCCUUUUGCUCUCAGGGAACACUGGGCCUCAGAUUCUUCUAUUUUGUUGUGAUCCUUCUACAGGCUAGACGAUGCUGGGUCGGUCCUUCUACAGGCUAGACUGUGCUGGGUGGGUCCUUCUACAGGCUAGACCAUGCUGGGUGGGUCCUUCUACAGGCUAGACCAUGCUGAGUAACAAGAGGUCUGAAUAAAGGUUGAUGUGGAGCCCAGCCUGGCUGGUGGCUGUUUUACCUUCGGGAGUGUGGUGGGGAGGCAAGAGGGAGUUCUGGAAUAGGGAGGGAGACUGGUUGGUCUGGGGCCUAGGCUGUAGGGUAUGAGGCUUUCUCUCAGUAGGCCUUGAGGACCCUCUCACCCCCACCCUCAUCUACCUAACACCUAGAGCAGUGAUUCUCAACCUGUGGGUUGAGCCCAUAUUUCCGAUGGUCUUAGGAACUGAGAAACCACUUCGCAAAUUACAGUUAUGAAGUAGCAGCAAAAAUAAUCCUAUGGUUGGGGGUUACCACAACACGAAGAACUUUGUUAAAGUCACAGCUUUAGGAAGGGUGAGAACCACUCAGAUUGUGGGUAAGAAGGAUCGCUUCCCAGUCAGUACAGUGUUCCUCAGAGGAGCCUAGGCCGUGAGGGGAAGUAGAGCAUCCCAGCCUAUCUCUGUCCCACCAGUCAUCCCCUGUGCUGGGAGGCAGUGGAAAACUACUCUGUAGGAGGUGGCCCUGAGCCUCAGGCAGGCUAACUGUGCUCUUGGAAGUCCUUUAGGCUCUUGGUGGACAUGGAUUCCGGGCACACCAGUUAGCUCAGGAGAAGCCUGAAGCAAAAAGGCACUUAGGAUGGAGGUGGAGAGGGCAAAGUCAGAGGGCAGCCUCUUGCUCUUGCACGUUUCACCCAGCAGGCCCGUGGGAAGCCUGCUAAGACUCUCUCUCUCGGGGCAGGGGUGGGAGUAGGGUGGGCUAAGGACUGCCCUGUCAGUCCCCAACAGUGUGAAUGGCAGGGGCCCUUAGCUAGGAGAGCUUGGCUGAAGAACACAGUUCCAUAAAGAAAGGGGCAAGAGGACGAGCCUGCUGUCUGCAUCUCUUUCAAGGGGGAAUUUAGGGGGACAGGGCUAGGGUCAGGAAGUUAGUCUCCUGUAGUCCAGGCUGGCUUUGAACUCACUCAGAUCCUCCUACCUUUAGCUUCUUGCUGGAGUGACAGGAAUGCAUAGUAUGAUUUAUGCAGGGCGGUGGAUCGAACCCAGGGCUUGUACACUAGCAAAUGUUCUACCAAUCGAACCUUAUCCUGAGCCCGCAUGUAGCCUAAGGCAUUCCCUGUAGGCUCUUCUGUGGCCUGAGUGGGGAGGAGGUGCCACUUGCCUAAAGUCCCUUCCACAGGGAGGGGGCUUAGUCCGGAGUGUAAGAUGAGGGAAGAGAUCCACCAGAAGCUGGUGGUGCCCAGGGGAGGUGCCAGCCCCAGCCAGGAGGACCAUGUUUCAAGAAUAAAGUGAAUACACAGCCCCACGUGGUCCUGGCGUGGCUUUCUGUUCCUGUUCACGCGAAGAGUCACAUAUGCAGAGUACGUGUAGCCCAGUAGGCACACGCCACGAGUCCACGUGCAGUCAGGCUCGGAGCAGGUGUUUUGAGACAGCUGAAACAGCAUGUGAGACAUCCUCCGUCACCUACAGAUAGAGGGAACUGGGUGUUGCCGCAGCUACCUGCCGUGUACUUGGGAGGUAGAGGGGGGAAGAUCAAGAGUUCCAAGUUGUCCUCAACUACGCAGUGAGUGAGUUUGAGGGCAGCCUAGGCCAUGAGCUCUGUCUCAAAACAACGAAUGGGGGGCUGGAGGGAUGGCUCAGUGAGCACUUCCUAAUUUCUCAGAGGACCUAGAACUGCAGCUUCAGGAGCUCUGACUUCCUUUCCUGGCCUCUGUGGACUCCUGUACUCACAUGUACACACAGACAUGCAAACAUACACAUAGUUAAAAGUAUAUUUUAAAAUGUGUCUUUCUGUCUGGUGGCAGCCAUCAGAUCUGGUGAGUCAAGGUGGGUACAUCUGAGUACAGACAGUGAUUCUCAACUGUGGGAUGCGACCCCUUUGGGGGUCCUGUGACUCUUUCACAAGGGUCACAGAUAACCUGCAUAUCAGAUAUUUGCAUUACAAUUCAUAACACUAGCAAAAUUACAGUUAUGAGGCAGCAACAAAAACAAAUGUAUUGUCUGGGUCAGCACAGCAUGCGGAACUGUGCUCAAGGGUUGCAGUGUUAGGAAGGGUGAGAACCACUGCUCUAGAGGAAGAACAGGUCUGACGCGAUGCAUUUUCUUCAGGAGUCCGCUGCUAGCUGCAUUACCAACUCUAUGCUAUAUGGGAUUCCCUGUCCUCGUCGCCCCGCCCACAACCAUACAGCAAACGGUACUUUACGAGGCUAAGCAAAAUUACAUCAGAUGCAGAACUUCAUACUCAUAGGCGCAACUGCAAAGACCCAGUUUCUUAAAGGCAAGCCUGACCGUCAUAGUGCUAAGCAGCUAAAGACUGCCCAGACUUCGGUCUUGUGGAGAGAGCUGGACUCCACUGCUGAGCUUUGAGAAUCCUGGAUUCUUACUGGAUUUUGAAGGUGUCACAUACAAAUUCUUUGAGGUUCUCCUCAAUGACCCACUCCAUAAAAUACCAGAACAAAUCCCGACACCCAUCGGAUCUCGUCAGUGCACCGGGAGAUGUGUGGGCUGCCAUCUGCUGGUUGUUGUCUCCGAAAGAGCUUCAUCGUUCUGACACUCACCACAGCUCUAGAGGGCACAGAACUCUCCAGCUCCAUUACUGGUGAUUUAAGUAAUGUUUGUAAAAUUUAUGCCAGUAAAUGAUUUAGCAUAGUCUCUCUCUCUCUCUCUCUCUCUCUCUCUCUCUCUCUCUCUCUCUCUCUCUCUCUCUCACACACACACACACACACACACACACAUACACCUCAAACAAAAAAAGAAGGGAGAGUUGGCAGGUGUCAGGGCGUCCUUAGGGGUGCAGGGCUGAUCCCAGUACCCAUUUACUGUAAACCAAGAAAAUGCCUUACCUGUCUUUGAGCCCUUCACAAAGACAGGGUGAUUAUGGCCUGUGCCCACCUGCCAAAGUCCUGCCUCCUUCCCCUACUCUCUCAAGGCCGCUGAGGUGCACCGUCCAGUCUUUCCCCGCCAUGCCUUCCCCCAUAGCAUGGAGUUGGAACCUCAAGAUUCUCAAGUCUACGAGUGCAAAGAGGUGAAUCAGGAGAAACUUGGGGAGGAAAAACGUUCCACAUGGAGGUGGUCAGGACCAGAGGGAGGCCCUGUGUCCGUGUGCCCUCAUAGGAGUUAGCAGGAGGCCAUGUAUCAUGUGCCUUCACAGCAGGAGAUGCCUCUUCCUCUGGCACUUGCGGUCUUUGGCAGCCUCCCGUUAGCUCCGUGUAGUCCACAGCCUGGGUGUCCACACACAAUAACCGACAACUGGGCCAACCUGGAUUUAGUGCCUUGCUGGCAAACCAGCCACCAGGUGUGGAUGGGGGAUGGAGACUUCCAGACCAGUGUGAGAACCUAGGCAUGUCCAGAGCUCAGUGGCAGUUCUGGGAGCCACCCAUAUUCCUCUGCCUCCCAGGGGAAGUGGGAACAGGGGAAGUAGAAUGCUGAGAAUCAGAGCCAGUGCUAAUACAGGAAGGGGUGAGGAGAGGAAGGAAGAGAUGGAGGAACUUCCUGCCUGGGAAAGUCACCCACUGAGAGGUCAAACUCCAAGGCGCCUGAGCAGCUAACUAAGGGCUGGAGGCCCAGUUCCAGCACCCACCAUCCCCAGCUCCCGGGAGGCAGAACUGGCUGUGUACUGGUCAUUGGGUCCCAGCAGCCUAUAAUUAUGGCAUAAUGUAUCUGAGCCUCGGCCUCCAGUAACGAGGACCUCCAGGAGUGUCUGUACUCCCAGUCAACCUUCUCAGGAUGCGGGGCCAACCGCUGCUCAGAGAACGCUGGAAUCUGACCCUCCUGGCAUUGGGCCCAGUUUCCAUGGCAGCAGAGGAUUUAUUUCAGGCCUCCACCCAGCCUGGUGGACUUCGGACUCCAAGUCAGAGGAAAGACAACUGAACGCCGUUCCAGGAGCAAGGGGUGCCUGAAGAUGGCCAAGUUCCUUUCCCAGGACCAAAUUAAUGUGGAUGAUCUUUUCAAGGAAGCGGGCAUCGAACCAAAUGGCCAAGUGAAAUAUGACACAUUUAUCCAGCGGAUCACCCUUCCUGUGCAAGACUACUGAGAGAGCUGAGGUCCAGGGAGAAGAGGAUGAGAGCUCCGGGGCCUGAAAACCUAGACUAUUUUUUAAAAGGGAAAUCUAGAGAUGGCAAACAUGGCAGUAAGACCACAUUGCAGGGGAUUAGUACCAAUAAAUGAUGUAGCCAUGGUA
Molecule: messenger RNA, 6407 nt
Organism: Alexandromys fortis (reed vole)
Lineage: Eukaryota; Metazoa; Chordata; Mammalia; Rodentia; Cricetidae
Gene: Cln6
Product: CLN6 transmembrane ER protein
Exons: 10
Coding region: 126-1052 (308 amino acids)
Biological process (GO): lysosome organization
Cellular component (GO): endoplasmic reticulum; membrane
Source: RefSeq, a predicted model, not a curated record